AUGAUAAGGAAGGUUCCAUUGUAUAGUGUCUUACAGUUACCGCAGUACACUAAUACUUCUCCUCGAGCAGUGCCGGUGGGUGUCGUACCAGGCCUGUCCUACCAGCUUCUUGUCCCCAUCUACCCACAAGCUGCUGUGCCACUACACGACUCCUUCCACCAGCUGGCACAACCUCAGCCUCCUAUCAAACAGCUGCAGUUUGACCCUGUGAAGGAAUCUCAGCAUCUUACAAGCAAACUUCUCACGUUGAUAACAAGUGUCUUCCCUGACCUACAAGACCAUGCAGGGAAGAUCGUCAGCCACAUCAUCCAAGAAUAUGAUAUUCCAACGCUACAGGCACUUUCUGUCUCACCGUCCCUGUUUGUGAAAAUAGUGGGAGAAACUUUGAUACGUCUGCAAUCAAGAUCUCCUGAGGUCAGUCAGGCUUCACCAGAAGAUAAACAAGAACAGGAAACAGCCGAUUCCCGUGCCCAUGAACUUGAUGAACCUGAGGACAACAAGAAGAAGCAGCCGGCAGACGAUCAAAGCACUGUCGGAGUGGAGGAUGUUGGUGAAACCAGGGAUAGAGUUCCAUUGUUUGAACGUGGAAUAACAGACGUAGAUAAGGACUUGUUUCCAAGUCCAAAAAAGUGGCCGAGUCCAACAUCAAGUCUUCCUCCCAUUCCUCCAGGAAUCCAACUAUCGUCUACUGCAGCAGGAAUUUUACCAAGUUUUGCACCUGCAGUGCAAGCAGGCCCAGCCCAAGGACUUUCGCAGGCAGGCCCGCCCCCAGGACUUGCGCAAGUAUUCUCAGGAUUUCCGAUACGGUAUCAAUUGCCUCCAGUACAGCACCAAAGACGAGGGCAGCCGACUGUUCAACCAGCCCCUCAUCAGUAUAUAGUACCUGUAUAUCCUAGUGGGCAAUAUCCUGGACAACCUGGCCAAUAUCCUGGACAACCACGGAUAUAUUCUGGGCAAUAUUCUGGACAACCUGGGCAAUAUCCUGGACAACCAGGCCAGUAUUCUGGACAACCAGGCCAGUAUUCUGGACAACCAGGCCAGUAUUCUGGACAACCAGGCCGCUUUCCUGUCUUGCCUGGGCAACCUCCUGAAUUCUCUCAGCAACCUGGGUUUCCAAGACAACCCCAGUUUAAUCCAUUUGCUGCUCAGUUUGGGCUGAUUCCACCAUCUCCUGGAUUCGUACCACAUCCCAAUCUUCAACAGCAGCCUCAAUUGGCAAAAGAGCCACAGGAAACUUUUCAGCAACAAGUGGCACAGACUUUGUUUCCAGGUCCAUUGCAAAGACGAGUUCCUUCGUCACCAUCACUGACUGACACUGAUGGGCAGACGACACCAUCUGAUAUCUCAACAGAGAGUGACAACACUGUUGAUCAAUUCAAAUCCUGCCCUGAUUUAGUUGAUUCAUCGUGCCGCGAGCCAACAGCUAGUGUGCCGGCAGCACCUUUAUCGAGCGCCCAGUCAUCUCCAGGCAACUUGAAGCAAUCUAUUCCUGUCCUCAAAGUAGCUUCCUCAGCACCAGGGUUGCGUGUGACUUCCUUUGGAUUACCUACAGGGCCACCUGGACUCCGUACUCCCUGGAAGCACGCGCCCGCUCCCGCUGACACAGGUGGUGGUGAUAUUCAUAGUGGACCGUCAUUUGGUUCAGGAACUCUGCCUUCAAAUCCUGUUGGUGACACUCCAUCCACCGUCGAGAACACAACAUCGCCUGGUCCCGUCCCAAACGUUCCACUGUCUGCUCUAGGAUUGCCAGUUUUGUUGUCAGGACUACCCACGGCGCCGCCUGGACUCAAGGUUCCUUGGAAACGUGUGCGUGCCAAUACUGACAUAGUUGCUGAUCCAGCAACACAGCUAUCACCUCAGCCAGACUCCACCAUUCGUGAUCAUCGGAGUUCACUAUCUCCAGGAUUGACUGUGUCAUCACCAACUUUGCCAAUUCAGCCUGCAGGUGGCCUACAAGAAACGUCAAAACCUGCGCCAUCGUCGUGGAGUCAUAUUGUUCGUGGAUCACUCACUGACAUUCCAAAUGAUCUCACCAAAAGGGAACAAGUUUCUGAUCAAACUAUCAUAAAAGAUGAUUAUUUGACGGACCAAAUCGACUUUUUUUGGUCAGAUAACCUUUGUACAGAUUUCUCUGAUGCGGAAUCGACAGAGUCAACCACCAUGAGCAAACGGCGGAGAAACCCAUCCUCUGAGAGCGGGCAGGCAAUAGCAGACGUCAUGAAGGCUUUCAGCACAAACCUGAGUGACCUUGAGGCUGAGGUACAGCUUAACAUUGUUGGUAUUUUGGCCAUGUUUCAUCCAAAGGCUUGCCAGGUUGGCCACAUCUGGCAUGAAUACAGAGAAAUACACAAAACAAGGCCCAAGAGAGACGAUUUUCAAAACAUUGGCAAGAGCAUUGAUGACAUCUUUCAAAGGUUUGAUCGAGUUAUUGGGAAAGGGCGGAAAACCUGUUACAGCCUGACGGCAAUUGGUGUUGAAUAUGCCAAGGAGCUUGGGUUGCUUCCAGCGGAGGUGGUAUCUGUCAUGAGUCAGGCGAAUACGUCUGUUGCCAUUGUGGCCGAUGCAGGCCAUUCUGUGGUCAGUCUCCUCAGUGAUGAAGCAAGCACUGCUUGUGUUGGUGGAGAACACUCGGGAGGUGGAGACAGUGAUUAUCACAAAGUGACCGCUCAUCAAGACGUCCCCGCUGUGCCGGAGUAUGAAGGUCAUCUGUUGGACAGUGACAUGGUAGAGAUUCAACGACAUGCUGUCAUCUCUCUGUCAUUAAGCUACCCCAAGCCUUUAGAAGAUAAUGAAUUGAACAGAGCCAUAAAGAAGUCCAGAGGGAAGGGUGUGGCAUCAGUAAAAGAGCAUAUAAAACAUUUUGCAGACGUUAUUGCUUGUACUAAGGACCCUCAUGAUUUGAAGAUGAAAAAUCUCUUGACAGACAAAGGUGUACAGUAUGCCAAGUUGUUACGCUGUAAAAUUCAAGACAAGACGGCUGGUGUUGCUACCGUUCCAGCUGUAUCCGAGUACGAAGCACAUCUGUGGAACCCCGAGGUGGUGGAGAUCCAGCGCCAUGCGGUCAUAGCACUCGCGUCUGUUUACCCAAGACCUAAACCAUCUGAUCAACUGAACAAAGCAAUUAAGACCUCAAGAGGGAGAGGGGCAGUGGUGGAGGAAUUGGGUUUACGGUCGUUGGAAGAUUGUAUGAAAGAAUGUUCAGAUCUUGUUAUUGCUUUUGUGAAGGACCCAAAAGGUUCAAAAAAGGUCUGCUUCGUCUUGACUCAUAAAGGUAUUGAGUAUGCCAAGUUGUUGGGCUGCAAGAUUCCAGACAAACCUGCUGUUGCUAGGCCUAUACCGUUGCGUUCACAGACAUUCACUAGGCGAGAGCCGCAAGGGACCCAGAAUGCAGCUGCUGGGGGCGGAGCUCAACUCUUUAUGGAUGACGACGAUGAAUUUCCCGAGCUUGGUGCCGUACUACCGAAAAAGGAUCCACCAAAAUCAGAUUUGGAGUUCCUAAAUGACAGCUUUCUGACGUCAGAGGAGAGACCCCCAGGCAGGGCUGCCCAAGCUCAGGGAGGAGACUUCAGGCCACGUUACGAUACUCUUGGUGUCAGCCCGGUUGCACCGCAUAACCAGGUUGGGCCAAUGAGCCACUAUUCUUCAGUGCCUGUUACCUACUCUCAGCUGAAGGAGAAGCAGAAACGAUCCGCUAGCCCGGCGUCGACAACCUCUCAGACAGCACAAUCUGUGAAAAAGACUGAUUUCAAGUCCGAUUUUACUUAUAAUCCUGAAGAGGUCGCCACUGGUUCAAUGGGAGGAAGCCUGAUGAAUACACGUCAUCUCACGAAGGAAAACCUCGAAGCUAUUGCUGUAGACUGCAUUGAUAGGCUAUCGAAUGCUGAUGUUCUUGUGACACCCAAGGCAGUCGAAUGCCGUAUGUUGGACUUGACUCGUCGGUCGAACUGGCGGGAACUAGGCGUUCCUGGGGUGCAUCGUGUGGAGAUGCUGGAGUGUGUCCGCCAGCUACAGCGCAUGCAGGGGAAGGUCAGCAGUUACGUCCAGACGUUCGUUUCCGUGCGCUCUAUAGCAACGCUCCAUGAUCUCACUCAGUGCAUGAAAGAGUUCAUCACCAACAAUGGGACCUUUGAUAACCUCAAACUCGGUCCGAUAUCUGCCCAGCCGACCAUUCGUGAGUACUUCAACUUGCCACCAGGGUCGCCAGUAUUGGAGAUCUCGUCACCAGAGGUCAUUGAACACCUUAGGGACUAUGUCAAUAAGAACAAUCUUUGGACGACACCGGUGGACUUGAAGAACUUUCUCGAAUAUCUGCAGGAGGAAUAUGGAACUGACACACCAUAUGAGCUGGGCGUACGGAUGAAGAGUCUGCCAUUAGCUAUGCAGAUGCUGAAGAAAGCUCAGCGUGACCAAGGUCGGACAGUUCGCGAGUGCAUCACUCACAUGAAGGAUCUCACAGAAAAUGAGGUCAAGUCUGGAUUCAGUAACUUCAAAUCGAAAUUCCUCCUUGAAAAUUCUGACGGUGACGGAUUCGUCAUCAGAAAGUUCUACCUUGAACUUGGCCCUGCAGAAGUCAUGGCAGACGUCUUUGGAAAAUUCAACGUCUUGUUACAGUUUAUGCUACAGUACGGUGCUUCUGUCAAGGGACACACCUUGCAACGAUUACACCAGGUGACGCAGGAGUUUGUGAAGCAGGUGAAGCGCGACAGUCUUGGCCACCAUCUAUUCCAAUUGUCCGUCUGCGUGAGUGCUCAUGAGGUUCAAGAAUCGCUGCAGACGUUCAUGGAGAAGAUGUUUCCAGCGCCAAAGGGUGGUCACCGUGACGAUGAUGAUGAUGAAUCAGGCUCCCAGAUAUCGGUUAACCCUCCUCCAAAGCUAGAUGACCUGCUCUCUAAGUUCCGUUACAACCUCGAGCGUUGCAUCGGUGUGAGUGGCACCUUGACUCUUGAGUAUCUGGCCGCCAUUGAGAAGAAGCUCUGUGAACACUUCAAUCAUCAGUUCUUCAACACAAUGGGCCAAGGCAGCUUCCUGGCUUUCCUGCUGCAUCAGCCACAUGCCAAGAAGAUAUUUGAAGAACUCGGUGGUAACAACCUGACAGCUGGUGGCGCCACCUCUGAUGGGAAGAACUCACUGUAUCGUCCAUCGCAGGGAGAUCUGGUAGAUAUGGUGCAUCAGUGUGACAUCAAGGAUGAGUCAAUGGAAGCCACCUGCCACCUGGAGGCAGCUGUGUGUAGCCAUUACAAAGUCAGUCAAGUCCAGGGCGCUGGACAUGGCCCUGUUUCCCGCAUUCAGGGCGUAGUGAAGAGGCAGAAACAUGGCCACAGUCGGGAUCACAAUGUCGUCUAUGAGAGUGCCAUCUGUCUUGGGUCAAGGUAUUCAGAGCAGUCUGUUCCUUCAGCCGAGAAGCACGCUGGCAUCCUUGGAUCACAGACUGAAGAGGCCGCCCUCCUCCACCUCGAGGCCUGCCCUCUGCUGGAGAAUCUAGAAACCUGGUCGCAGUGGUCAUUAGUGUUUCAGCCGCAGUUCGGUCCGCUGAAGACUUUCGUACAGAAACAUGGCGGCAUAAAAACCCAUCGGACAUCAUCAGGCCUAACGUAUUCUACCACGAUCCAGGCGUUGGAAACAGAACCGGGUGUCCUGUUGAAGAUCACAGCCCAAACAAGCAUUGAUCUGUUCUGCCAAAAUGCCAUGGCUGGCGAUGUUAGUUCCUCAUGUGGCCACUUGGUGUCACUAGUUGUAGCUAAUAAAGGCGUGAAGAGCAUGUCGAUGGAGCUGUUGGCUAACCACAUGCAGUCGGCACUGUUUACCAUGAACAGUGAGGGCGCCACGGUCAAUGGUGACGGUGGAUACAACAGGACGUCUAUCCCUAAAGUCGUCCACUUUGUCCGAGAAUGUUUGUGUCAUCUGCCGAUCAGGAUGUGUGAAGCUGUGGCCAACCAGAUUUUCUUGGAACCCGUGAGUCAUGUUUUAGGAGGUACGACAUCGAAGAAGCUGAUCUUGGAGAGUUGUCCAUCCUUGGAUCAAACAAGCCGGAUCUAUCUCCUGGGUAUGCUACUGGGUAUCGAUACGUGGUCACAGUGUUAUCAAGAUCGUCUCAACAGAGCUCACCAAUCCAUCAUACCUGCUCGCACGGAGAGAAAGAAAAAGGAGAGUUUCUCCGACCUUCUUGACGAUGGCACUCCUGUUGAAUCUGAAGAUGAGGAGCCUGAGAGUGACCUUGAUGAAGAUGAAGCAGCCGACCCCUGGUCUGACUCAGACUCGGUUCACUUUCUCAGCGACCUUGAGCCAGAACCAGAGAUGAAAGAGGUGACUGAGGAGGAAGUGACGGCCCAGGAUGAGCCUGUUACCAUGGACACCAUGGAGACAACAUCUGGUGAAGCAGAUAUCGUGACAGAAGAGAAAGGUGGUGAUGAAGAGACGACAUCUGUAGGAGAAGAGAGAGAAGAAGUUGCACCAGAGGAUGCCAACUUGACACAUAAAGAGCGCGAAUGUAAGAAGGUGGUGGAUCAGAUCCGGAAGGAGGAGUUUGGUAUUGGCAUCAUGCUUAAUGAAGAUGCGGAGAAACUGAUGAAGGUUCAACAGGAACGAUUGGGUCGUAGCUUAGACAGGCUCUCCCGAGACCUCUACAGUAAGGACACACACUUUGUGCUGGAACUUGUACAGAAUGCUGAUGAUAACACAUACCCACCACCUGACCCUGCUCGAUCAAAACGGUCAUCUGGGCCAGCUAUUCGCUUCAUUGUGGAGACUGACUGCGUCACUGUUUUGAAUAACGAGUGUGGCUUUGAAGAGAAGAACAUCCGUGCCUUGUGUGAUGUUGGCCGAAGCACAAAAGGCAAGCACAAGUUUGGUUACAUUGGACAGAAAGGCAUUGGGUUCAAAUCAGUGUUCCGAGUGACAGAUAAACCAGAGGUGCAUUCAAGUGGUUACCAUAUCAGCUUCAAUGUUGAGUCUGGCCCUAUGGGAUAUAUCCUACCUCACUGGAUCGAGGACCACACACCAGAAACAACAAACAGAUGGACUACCAAGAUCAUACUGAAGUUGAAAGAGGAGCUGGACAUGUCCAAAGGUCACCAGCAGACGCGGACGUUGGCCAACAGGUUCCAUGACGUCAAACCUUCACUCCUGCUCUUCCUUCAUCGACUACGCAGUAUUGUCAUUGAGAACAAGGUGGAUGAUGUGACAUCGAAGAUGGCGCGGCGAGACAUUGGUGAGAACAUCAUUGAGAUUAAACACAACACUGGCACUGAUAAAUGGCUCGUCACCAAGAAGCUGCUGGAUGCCAGUAAGAUCUCACCAAAGGGCAAAUCAGGGACGGACAUAGAAUCGACGGAGAUUGCACUGGCGUUCCCCCUUCAAGGCAAAGACAAAGGCUCAUACAAGUACCGUCCAUCCCAGCAGCCGGUGUUUGCCUUCCUGCCAUUGAGGAGUUAUGGAUUUAAAUUUAUCGUCCAAGGUGAUUUCGAGGUGCCGUCUUCUCGGGAAGAUGUUGACAGCGAUAGUUCCUGGAACCAAGGUUUACUUGAUGCGAUACCACAGCUGUUUAUUGAAUCUCUGGACACUUUCAAGAUGCAGCCAGACCUAAACGCCCUCGAUGCAGUCAAUGCGUACCUCCAAUUUGUUCCCAUGGAGAAUGAGACUCUGGAUUUCUUCAAGUCCGUCGCCAGCAACAUUCACCAGAUGCUCAAGUCGAAGCCAUGUUUGCCCACGGAACCUGACGAGGAUGGUAAUGUGGAAUGGAAACUCCCUUCUCAGAUGGUGAUCUGUCAAGAUCCUCUCAUCCAGCAAGUGAUCUCGGCCGAGAUGUUAGAGCAACACCUGGGACUCUUCUACCUGCAUAACGCUGUCAUGUCUGCCGGGAACACACCACUGUUACAGAGCUUGGGUAUCAAGCAGAUAUCGACACAGCAUUUGUUGGAGAUUGGGAAGUCAUUGGCAAAGCAGUGGCUGGAAGAUGAUGUUGAUGUGAGGAUUCCCUCGAUAGCCAAAUGGUUGGUGUGCAUCUAUCGAAGUCUGAAUGAAUACAGUACAAAUGUGGAGGAACUGAAGGUGUUGAAGAACCUUGCCGUGAUUCCGCUGUCGAAGGGUCAGCUGGUUACACUUGAUGCAUCCACUGUAUUCUUCCCGCUGCAGAAGGAGAAGGCCAAGACUAAUAUGACAGAUCCCCUGCGGCACAUUGAACAAGACCUCAACACCCUUGACCCGCGUCUGCUAACGUGUCUUGACCACAUCCCCAACUCGCAGAUCGAGAAGAUAUUAGAACAGUGUGAUGUCCGCCAGCUCAACGCGCAAGAUGUCAUUCAACAUCACAUCAUGCCCGCAUUCAAGUCAGAGGAGUGCAAGCACAAGUCACGCGAACUUCUGUGUGCAUACGUUGUUUACAUCAAGCAUCAUGUGAUGCGAGAUCGGUCGAUCCUGAGCAUGGAGGAGCUACGCAGUGUCAUACAGGUGGACACAAAUCAAGGCAUGAAAAACCCUGCAACUGAACCAGUCCAUUUCACACCUGCCUACCAGAAUCGCAUAGAUCUACAGAAUAUGCUGCCUGGCUGUAAGUGGGUGCUACUUUCUGCUGCGUACAUGCCAGCAGACCCAACGCAUCAAGACAUCAGCCAGUGGCGGGACUUCUUCAUAAAGAUUGGUGUACUCGACUUUUUGGCGAUCAAACCAAGGACAGUCACCCUGACAUUGGAGGAACUGAGAGAAUCACCAUGGAGCGGGUAUGCGAGUCUUCUUCCUGACCAGACAGGUCCAUUCACCAUCGAGGAUUACGUCUGCGAUGAAUUAACUGCUCUGCUGACAUCGACUGCUCAACAGAAAUACAUCGAGAUGAAGACACUCUAUCAGAUCUUGGAUGCACUCUUCGACAAAGAAUUUGAAAGGUUUACUAAGACACAGUUGAGCUCACCAGGAAGUUUGCGGCCGGUUGAUGUUGAGACUUCAUUCAGUUUGUCACUGAAGCAAACUGCUUGGGUGCCGGUGACUGUCAUCAAGUAUUCCGACUGCGUGAGUGAGCAAGUUCUGAUGAAAGGGAACGAGGUUUACCUGAGGUUGAAGAAAAUUGAAGACCUAUUGGACAAUCACGUUCCAUACUUGAAUGUUACGUCGUCAGCAAAGAGUUCAUUUGGAUCUUUCUUGCAGUUGCAUUCCAGUCUGUCCACUGAUGAAAUAUUGGACUUCUUGAUUGGCUGGUGUCAGCGAGGUGAAGACCAAUCGAAACCAGAGACUUUCAUAACCUUGAUGGACCAUGUUUUGAACAUCUAUGAGUACCUUCGACGCAACCUCUCGAUGCAACGGAUCAAGGAGUUGUUUGAGAAUUACCCCAUCAUUUUCGUGCCAAAGAUGUCAGGCUCUGGCCAUGUGCCUUGCGAGGGCGAGUUCUCGUAUAGACAGGAGGUAUGCUGGGAAGACCCUAAAGGAUUAUUCACAAAAUUUAGGAAUGAGCUGCGUGAUUGUCAUUGUGAUAUCCAGUGCCCACAAACACUAUGUCAUAUCUACCAAGGACAGUUUCAGUCCCUCUUCUGCAGCCCUGAGUUUGGUGCAGUGCGUUUAGCUCCGCUGUGGAAGGAAUAUGUAGGACUUCUUACAUUCGUUGCUAGUUAUUACCCAGAUUCAUCUGCAGUACUUUCCGAUGUCCUGAGCAUCUUUGAAAUUCUUGGCAGAGAACUGAGUGUUGUAGCUGAACACGUGGCCGAGUGUAUGGGCAGCGAGUUACGGCGUCUCAUCGGUAAGGAUAAGGUUUUCCCGACCAAGGCAAAGUCGUGGGCCAGCAUCGAGGAGAAACCAAUGCUUGUGGAUAAGGACCAGUUGUUCAAGUGGUUUAGUGGGAAGCCUGGUGCACACUUCUUGGAACUCGAGAUGACAGAGGGGUCGAAGAGAAGGAAGAAGGGCAAGAAAGUUGCUCCGGACUACAACUUGGAUUAUAUCCAAUCUUUCCUCAACGCUUGCCGCAUCCCUACGUUGAGUUCAUGCAUCUCCACCCUGCUGACGACCGAGAUGUACAACUUGUGCCCUGACCUUCAGGAGUUCAUGUGGCGUACUAUGCCCCUGCUGCAGCUCUACCUCUACAACAUGUACUCAGAUCGGUAUGAGACACUUCAGAGGGAGAAAGUGGCUGCAAAGCUGAAGAUCAUGAGAUUUGCUUCAGUUGGUAAACUUGAGGUGGUCUACUCCCUGAAACACAGCAACACGGCUGUCCACAUCCAGAGUGAGGCAUGUGCGAUGGAUGAGUGGAGCACGUUCUACAUCCAUAAAGAUCACAUCCCUGCCGUCCUGGAGAUUCAGAAGGAGAUUGCCCGCGUGUUCAGUGACGAGGACCAGAUGAUUAGGAAUGGCAUCAGGACGUUCCUGACUGAUAUUAACCAGAUGAUCAAGGAGCGUGGCGUUCCCACGUCAGAGAUGAUCUGCCAGAUGAAGGACUGGGAGGCACUGCCUGACAUGGAGGAACGAUGGGAGGUGGAGGAGCCCAAGAGGAGGUUACCUCCGGUACCCAAGGUAAAGCCGCAGGAACCUGAGGUGACGCCUGCGGUCGAGGAGGGGAAGGAGAAUAAGAUGAAGAUAGAUGGACCGUUUCUGUCUCAGUGGCCACCACCAGCUCCCUCUGGCAGGAAAACAGGUGAUUCACAGACUGGUGGCGGCUUAAUGAGCAUGUGGCCUCCUCCGAAACAUUCUGAUGAGAUCCCGCCCUUUGCUCGGCCUCCAACCGCUGAUGGACCAAGAGAGCCAGGUGGUCGUGAACCUGGUUCCGGCGACUGCCAAGAGGGGGCAGUGUUCACCCGGAGCCAGAGUGUCCAGUCUGGAGGAACUCCUGGUGUUGGAGGUGGUGAUAUGAGGCGACCACGCGAUGAUCAUCCACCUGGAGACCAGGUUGGUGAACACGACCUGGGUGGUGGACAUGGACUGGGCGGUGGGGUAGGUCCAAGGAGGGGAGAGGGAGAUGGACGUCCGUCUUCAGACAGCGUGCUGGGUCAUGGGAAACCAGAGCAUUCUGGUCGUAACCUCGGUGACUACAUCACUGAGGCGAUCAACCAGACACAGGAUACCACAUCGUCCGAAACAGCUGAAGAAAACCUGAAAGAAAGUGAAUCAACAAACGUUGAGGAGACGUCUGCUGGAAGCCAAUCUCCCAAGCAGACGGAGGCUGAGGAGGCUGGCCAAGAAAUGGAGACGAGGCGAGCAAGGACGACAAGCACUGGUGCCUUUGCGACACCUCCGCGUGAUGUCAGAAGUAGUCAUGAGGGGACACCGUCGCGAGGCUUCGUGAAGAUGGGUGAAGGGAUUGAGGAAGAAAUCAUCUUUGAUGACCUUGGCGACCUUUCAAUGUCAAACCUGCCUCAUGAGAUCAGGAUCGAAGCGAGUGAGGAUGCAGAGGAAGUCGGCCGAAUCGGUGAACAGCUUGUCUACAAUUUCUUGAAAAAACGAGAAACUUUCAACGGUUUGAUCAUCGUAGAAGUUGUGUGGAUAAACCGGCAUCAUGAAACUGGUGAUCCGUUUGACAUUCUGUUGAAGUUGAAAGAUGAUUGUGGAAAUUUGAAUGAAGUUUUUAUUGAGGUCAAGGCUACAAAAACAGAGCACAAGGUCACGAUGGGGAUGUCUUUACGAGAACUUGACUUCGCUUCAGAGAAACAGGAGCGAUACUAUCUGUACCGCGUUUUCAAUAUCGGUGAGAAGAAGAAGCCCAAGUUGGUCAGCAUCAAUAACAUCAAGGAGAAACUCGACCGCAAGGUUAUUCACUUGUGUAUGAUCUGCCCAGCUCAGAUUGCCCUGGGUCAUGGGUACCAGGUUGGGGCUGUGAAUGGAGACGCUGCUUUCUCUGGGAACGAGAAUCUGUCGACUGGAGGUCAUAGCAACAAAUUAGAAACGUUAUCCUUCCAGAAGUUAGAGUCGUCAAUGGGAAGCCAAGGUCAAGGUCAGAGACUGCCUGGUAGAGCUAUGCUUGCCGCGAUACCUCCACAGGAACUGAAACAGGUUCUGGGGGAACAUCUAUUCCCACUUAUUUCUGGUAUGCAGCCAGAACUAGCCACAAAGAUCACGGGCAUGUUGCUCGAGUUGGAUAAUGCCAUGUUGCUGCAGAUGUUAGAGGACCGGGGAUCGCUCAGGGUUAAAGUGGAGGAAGCUGUGAGCAUGUUGAAGGCGUACCAAGCCAAGUAUCAGUGAUGAAACCUGGUGAAUUCCCACCAUCUCGUAACCUGUGGAAAUAUUGUCUACAAAGAGCAUGUCAGUAUUGCUGAGUCACAGUCAUGACAUGUCAAGGUCACAGUCAUGACAUGUCAAGGUCACAUGUAUGACAUUGAACAUUGGUGUGGUUUGAUUUGCCAGAUAGGAAUUGUUACCGAUUUUAAUAAAUGAUUGAAUGAUCAACAAGCCAAGUAACAAAGCAGAGUUCAUAUAAAUGGAACAUUUUGUUAUCAUUACUUUAUCUGCAAUUAGAUUUUGUGUUACUACAUGUCUUAAAUAUAACCUGUUAUUCUUUAUACUGUAAGUAGAUUAACCACUGAAUAACCAAGUUCAACUAGAAAGAGACUUGAUAUGAGAUAUUUCGCUUCUCGUGGAGGCCGCUAAAUACUCGCUUGUGUGUGAUUAAGUGUUGAGCUAUAUUUACAUAUGUAUGUUUAAAUAUUCAGAAUGAAACCACCUGUUUGGCUGAGACUGGCUAUUUGCUGGAAACUCACAUCAGUAUCUCAAUUGUUGUUGUUUGUUGGAUGUUCGUCUCCACUUCAGCCAUAAGCGUUGUAGAUGUUCAUUCAAAUCUCUUAUGCAGUUGUGCUGUUGCUCGAGUUAAAUACCUAAUGAAAUUGUGUGUUGAAUUGGUAAAUGUGUUGUCAGUGUAGUCUUUAGUGUCCAGAGACUGUCAAGUAGGGUGUCCAACAUAUCCGAUUUGGGGUAAACAAGUAAUCUUGAACUCGAACAAUAUGCAUAUUUAUUGGUAUUAUGUGUGAAUGAGGUAAACUCAUUUCUAGCUUUUGAAUGCAAAAAUGAUAGUUACAUGUAGUAAUCGCUAUAUUUCUUGUAGAUAAAACUGAAGUAAAUUCUCCUGAAAGGUAAAGAA
Lineus longissimus is the source of this 13042-nucleotide messenger RNA. RefSeq lists its product as uncharacterized. NCBI's taxonomy places the organism in Eukaryota, Metazoa, Nemertea, Pilidiophora, Heteronemertea, Lineidae. The coding region runs from base 1 to 12150 and encodes 4049 amino acids. Gene Ontology annotation, molecular function: RNA binding. The transcript has 34 exons. The record is from RefSeq and is a predicted model, not a curated record.